ACACAUCGCUGAGAAAAGCUUCCGCGUGCCGUCGGUUCGACCUGCUGCAGGAACACAACGCUGAACUUUACUACUGGAAAAUCAGCACCUAUUCCUACAAGGUCAGUAGAUGUUCUAACUUUAUUAUUAUUAUUAUUAUUUAAAUAUGUUUUUGAGUUUUAUUCCCGGUUUUAGUAGUUUUAUUGUGGCAUGUCCAAUAAUGCACGCGCUGAUGGAUGAGCUGUUUGGCGCGCGAGUUGUAAAAGGUGCACAGGAUGAUGCACAGGUAUACUGUGUGGAUAUUUAUGAUCAAAACAAGUUUAACAAAAACAAACAAUAAACAAAAUCCUCUGCCCCUCGUGCACCUGCGGUUGUACUAAUAAUACAGGCAGCUCAGUGUUUUAAUAUUAGAGUCUCAUCUCUUAAAAAAGGUGUCUCACCUGUGCUGGGUUUGGUUUCCGGGAAGCGCGUGCGCUGGGAAUUCACGGUUCUUCCCUCAUCAUUGCAUCCUCUUACAGACUAAAAGGCACCCCAUAUCAUUCAGAGUGCACAUGCACGGUGUAAUGCACAUGAUGGAAGGGCAUGGAGUGUCAUUCUGCAGGAGUGUAGCUGUACAUUCACAGAGGAACUGCACUUAAACGUGGAGUUUUCGGCUGAACCAGGAUUACACAAAGUUUCUGGAGAAGGAGGUCGUUUCAGGAGGAGCGCAUGAUCAGAGCUGGGUUUUCUUCUUCUUCCAGGAGAAAGUAGCUCAUGCAUGCUCGAUAAGGUCUCUAGAAGUCCCCAUAUUACACCCUAGAUUAAUCUGCGUAUUUAUUCAAUUGCAUAGGAACGUGUUGGAACAUGAAGAUUUUCUGCAAACACUCAGAAUAGAAAUGAGUUAUACCAAAGUACAAGGUAUUAGAUCAUGGGAUCUGGUUUAUAAAAAGAAGUCGUCUUUGGUCAUGGCACCGCAAAAUAUAAUCUCUAGGACGCAGACUGAUCGAGGCAGUGGUAGUGAGGUAUCUGGAAAUAGGUAUGAAGGGGAGUCUGUUAAUGUAAUUUUAUUACUGUAAAUAUUGCCAAUGAAUGAUUUUCAGAUGAAGAACAGAAACAUGCUGGUGGGACAAACAGUGGUGAUGAGUGAUUAAUCACUGGUCACCAUUCUUUCUAUUGACCAGUCAUUGGGAACAGUGGGGUCGGUGAUCAGUCGUUGGGUACAAUGAGGGUCGGUGAUCAGUCGUGGGGAACAAUGGGGUCGGUGAUCAGUCAUUGGGAACAAUGGGGUCGGUGAUCAGUCAUUGGGAACAAUGGGGUCGGUGAUCAGUCAUUGGGAACAAUUGGGUCGGUGAUCAGUCGUGGGGAACAGUGAGGGUCGGUGAUCAGUCGUGGGGAACAGUGAGGGUCAGUGAUCAGUCAUUAGGAACAGUGGGGUCGGUGAUCAGUCAUUGGGAACAAUGAGGUCGGUGAUCAGUCGUGGGGAACAAUGGGGUCGGUGAUCAGUCGGGAACAGUGAGGGUCGGUGAUCAGUCGUGGGGAACAGUGAGGGUCGGUGAUCAGUCGUGGGGAACAGUGAGGGUCGGUGAUCAGUCGUGGGGAACAAUGGGGUCGGUGAUCAGUCGUGGGGAACAGUGAGGGUCGGUGAUCAGUCGUUGGGAACAAUGGGGUCGGUGAUUAAUUUUUGAGAACAAUAGUGACCUAUGAUCAGUCAUUAGGAACAAUGGAAAUUGGUAGUUAGCCAGGGGGUACAAUGCUGCUCAAUGAUUAGUCACUGGAAACAAUGGUUACCAGUGAUUAAUUGUUGAGAACAAUGGUCUCAACAAUGAUCAGUCAUUGAAAACAGUAGUGAUCAGUGAUUAUUCAAUACCAAAGAAUGGUGAUCAGAGAGUAAUUGUUUGGCAGGGUGUACCCCGCCUUGUGCCCCAUGCUCCCUGGGAUAGGCUCCAGGUUUCCCGUGACCCUGUAGGAUAAGCGGUAUAGAAAAAUGGAUGGAUGGAUGGAUGGAUUAGUUGUUGGGAACAGUGGUGAUCGGUGAUUGAUCCAUGGAAACGUUGACUCGCACGAAUUCUAGUGACAGUCACUAAGCUGCAAACCGUGAGCAUGAUGACGAGACCCCAAAUGUCAUAGCCUAAAUCAAAAUCCCUCCGAAAGCUUGAGCAAGUGAACCAGAUAUUAAAAUGAAAAUGUGUUUGUCUAUAUAAAGGUUAUAAAGGUUGCAUUUGCACACUGACACAUUGAGGCUACCGCUGCUCCACUUACCUUUUCCCACAAGGAGAAGUAAAAUACCACGCUUUAUUGAACUGGAUUUUUAUAUGGUAGUGGAAUCGAGUGUUAUGGGACAUCAGUGAAUAAAGGGACACAUAAAUUCGAUACACGCUGAAUGGCCAAGCCCAUGGUAUCCCAUUUGGAAACAACAUGCUUCAUAAAUCUUUUUUAUCUUUGUUUUCUUAAAUGGUGUGCAAUUGUUUGGGUGUUUUUCUCUCGCUUGGUGAUGUUUUUAUAUUUUCCAGUUGUUUUACUGGAUUGGGCAACAACAACAUGGAGAAAAUUGAGUGAGUCUGAGAAAGGCGCGUGUGUGUGUGUGUGAGGUUGGAUAUCUUUCACAGCACUUUUGUUUGGAAUUUGAUUCCUCUUUAAAGAACCACUUGUAGAGUCAGCACUUGUGUUAUUGUCUAGUCAGUGUAGAGGAAAAACUGGAACAUCAAUCAGCAUUUCAUAUUAAACUUAAAAAGUACUGAAAUUUCGGAAAACACGUUUAAAUGCAGAGGAUUGACAAAUACACAAAUUAUAGCUUUAUGACUGCAUGCUGGUGCAUCACAAGUGUAACUUGUUUUUUUUUUUUAUUGGUUUUUGUGUGAAUGCCUCUUUGUUUCUUUUUUUUUUAUUUUAGAAAAAUUGUAAUAGCUGGACUUCAGAUAUAUUUAGCCAGCAAUGUAUCUUUUAUUCAACUAAACAUGCUUCCUCAGAGUCACUGACCUUCACAAUGACCUUGACUCUCCUCCUCAUCGACGCGGCGUUUAACGCACUCCUUGCUGCCUGCCGCUGAUGUGAAAACACACUCCCGACGUUUCAGUUCUGAAACCUCAGAGGCAUGAAGACUCCCCUGAGCCCGGCACAGCUGAUGGAGAACAGCCCUCCGUACUUUCCUGUCACAGAGCUGAUGGACGGAAUGGUGGACGUUUCGACGCAGGAGAGGAAGAAGCUCCUGUACUCACUCUGCGAGGUGUGUAACAUCCAGCUGAACUCGGCUGCUCAGGUGCAGACGCACUACAACGGGAAAUCACACCUGCGCAGAGUCAAACAGCUCAACAACGGAGAGAGUCCACCAGCCAGCAGCAGCAGCGUCCCAAAUCUGCUCACCACGACAAUUACAAGCAGCAGCACAGGAAGUUCAUGCCACAGUAACACGCUCCCGGCUCUUGUGCGUACGCCUCCUCUGAUGAUGCAGUCCACGCUGGACAUGAAACCGUUUAUGCCUUUCCCCGUGGAUGGAUCAUCGCCUGUCGGUCUCUUCGCCAAUUUCAGCACGAUGGAUCCCGUCCAGAAAGCCGUAAUCAACCACACGUUUGGGGUCUCCAUCCCUCCGAAGAAGAAGCAAGUGAUCUCGUGCAACAUCUGCCAGCUCCGUUUUAACUCGGACAACCAAGCCGAGGCACACUACAAAGGAAGUAAACAUGCCAAGAAGCUCAAAGCACAAGAGUCCACCAAAACUAAGCAGAAAGGCGGAGCUGGUUCGGACAACGGCGCCAAGCCAAUCAGCACUGGUCCUUCCCCCGCCCCCGCCUCCUCUGCUAUGGUCACUGACAGCACCUCUGACCAAUCAGCAGAGAAAAGCCCAGAAUCACCCAGCGCUCCCAAAGCCCCUGUCUCUCCACGUUUCUUGGUGCCUGCCUCUCCGUUAGCGUCUGGCACCUGUAAGCCGAAUCCUGCGCCCUCAAGCUCGCCGGCAGAGCACAAAGCCAGUCCCAAACCGAGCCAGGCUGAACCGAGCGCAGAAUCCGAGGAGGAGAAAGCCAAGAAACUGCUCUACUGCUCGCUGUGUAAAGUGGCUGUCAACUCCCUGUCGCAGCUGGAGGCUCACAACACAGGUUCGAAGCACAAAACCAUGCUGGAGGCGAGGAAUGGAGCCGGCCCCAUUAAAGCCUACCCUAGGCCUGGCUCCAAACUCAAAAUGCAGGCCAAUGUUCUGAAGGGUUCGGGAUUACAGAACAAGACGUUCCACUGCGAGAUCUGCGACGUCCACGUCAAUUCAGAAAUCCAGCUCAAACAGCACAUCUCAAGUAGAAGGCACAAAGACCGUGUGGCAGGAAAACCUCUGAAGCCCAAAUACAGUCCUUACAACAAGCAGCAGCGCAGCUCCAGCUCCCUUGCAGCUAAGCUUGCACUCCAGAAAGACCUCGUGAAACCCAUCUCUCCAGCCUUCAUCUCCUCUCCAUUCUCCUCCACCACGAUUCCGUCCAUCUCGCUCCACCCGCGCCCCAACACCUCCAUCUUUCAGACUCCGGCGCUGCCAGCCUCCUUCCUGCGAGGGGCGCCGGGGCCCAUCCGGCCCUCCAGCAGUUCCAUCCUCUUUGCCCCGUACUGA
Ictalurus furcatus (blue catfish) is the source of this 4543-nucleotide messenger RNA. RefSeq names its product zinc finger protein 385B (gene znf385b). The transcript is spliced from 9 exons. The coding region runs from base 3050 to 4543 and encodes 497 amino acids. Lineage: Eukaryota; Metazoa; Chordata; Actinopteri; Siluriformes; Ictaluridae. The record is from RefSeq and is a predicted model, not a curated record. Gene Ontology annotation, cellular component: nucleus. Gene Ontology annotation, molecular function: nucleic acid binding; zinc ion binding.